Messenger RNA from Hemicordylus capensis (graceful crag lizard), 3373 nucleotides. It is a transcript of the gene PDZD4, whose product is annotated as PDZ domain containing 4. The transcript has 8 exons. The coding region runs from base 396 to 2528 and encodes 710 amino acids. Gene Ontology annotation, molecular function: protein binding. Lineage: Eukaryota; Metazoa; Chordata; Lepidosauria; Squamata; Cordylidae. The record is from RefSeq and is a predicted model, not a curated record.
CCUCCCCUCCCCCCUCCCCCUGGCAAGCGGAGCGAGGGAGUGAGCCAGACCAGACGGCAGGCGAGUGUUGCAUUGCUCCGCAGCAGCGACAGGCGGCUGUCCCGUCCCCUCCUCCGGGGGACCCCGCGCUGACCACCGAGGGAGGGGGAGUCUCCCGGGCCACCUUCCUGCCGCUGCCCCUCUUGCUUGCCUCCCCCCAUCCGCCGCCAUGCCCCCCGGGGGUUGAAUGGGGGCAGCGAUCGGAGGGCACCCCCACCCUCCCUGCCCAGGGCUAUGCCAGGGUGGGGGGGUCGGGAGGGUGAGCGGCCCGCCCCCCCACCUGUAGGACCCCGAUGAGCUGACCCCCUCUCCCAAAUUCUAGCCCCCUCGGGUCCCACCCCUCCAGCGGCAUCGCCAUGGGAUGUAACAUGUGUGUGGUGGAGAAGCCGGAGGAGCAAUACAGGGUCAUGCUGCAGGUGAACGGUCGGGAGCUGUCCCGUCUCUCACAGGAGCAGACCCUUGAAGCCCUGCGGUGCUCCAAGGAGCCCCUGGUCAUCCAGGUGCUACGGCGCAGUCCCCGCAGCCGGGGUGGGGGUGGUGAGGGAGCCACCCCCCAAGGGGACCCCACAACACUGGUGGACAGUGGAACCCAGACAGACAUCACCUUUGAGCACCUACUUGGGCUAGGCAGGAUGCGGCCACCAAGCCCCCCAGCUGUGACGUUGGAACCCUAUGGGCUACCGGAUCUCCCCGCAAUUGGGCAUGAAUAUUAUGACCCUGUGGAGUUCCUGGAAGGAGGUGCCCCAGAGACCGAGAGGGCAGAGGAGCUGGAAUAUGAGGAGGUGGAGUUGUACAAAUCCAGUCACCGGGACAAGUUGGGCCUAAUGGUUUGUUACCGAACUGAUGACGAGGACGAUGUAGGCAUCUACGUUGGAGAGGUAAACCCUAACAGCAUUGCUGCCAAGGAUGGACGAAUCCGGGAAGGAGAUCGCAUCGUCCAGAUUAACGGCAUGGAGGUACAAAAUCGGGAGGAAGCUGUAGCAAUUCUCACCCAGGAGGAGCGGACAAACAUCUCUUUGUUGCUGGCAAGGCCCGAGACGGAGCUAUCCAAGCGUUGGAAAGACAGUGACCGUGAGGAUUUCCUGGAUGACUUUGGCUCUGACCACGAAGCUGGAACCAGACCCCGACUACUGCUUUCCCCAUCAGGCCCGCAGAAUGAACCUCUGCAAGAAAAGCCUGCUGGGGAUCCUGCCACUCCCCUGACCAACAGCCAGGAGCUGGACAGUGGCGUGGGCCGCACCGAUGAAAGCACCCGCAACGAGGAGAGCUCUGAACAUGACCUCCUGGGGGACGAAGCCCCCAGUGCGGCCAACACCCCAGGGAGCCUGCGCAAAUUUGGGCCCAGCCUGCAGCCCCGCGACUUCCACUACAGCAUGGACUCGCUGCUCGCUGGGGAGCCACCCAGUGCCGUGGGCAGUGACCUGAUGCCGGGGCUGACGGCGGAGGAGUACGAACGCUACCGCGAGCUGCUGGAGCUGAAGUGCCACCUGGAGAACGGCAACGAGCCAGGCCUGGUGAGUGCGGCCCUGGACGUCAACCGCAACGAGGUGGCCCUGCUGGAGGAGGAGCUCCGCCACCUGGAGUUCAAGUGCCGCAACAUCCUGCGCGCCCAGAAGAUGCAGCAGCUGCGCGAGCGUUGCAUGAAGGCCUGGCUGCUGGAGGAGGAAGGGCUGUAUACCUUGGAAGGGGAGCCCAAGAAGCACGAGCUGUCCGACAUCACCGAGCUGCCCGAACGCUCCGACAAGGACAGCACCAGCGCCUACAACACUGGGGAGAGUUGCCGAAGCACCCCCUUGCUGGAGAGCCCCCUGCGCCGCUUGGCCGAGCCCCCCAACCUCAACCGGACUGCCCCGCCUUCACCGCCGCAGCCCAAGUUUCGACGGGAAGAGCGGGUGCGACGCAGCCCCAAAGCCGGCGGGGAAGGCAGCCCCUAUCUGAGCCGGCGGCAGCGGGAAGAGCCGCCCACUCCCAUCAGCCCUAUGAGCCUAGCCAGCAUAUGCAAGGACUCUCUUGGGGCCAAAGGAGAGCCCCGCAUGGAGUGGAAGGUGAAGGUCCGUAGCGACGGCACCCGCUACGUGGCCAAGAGACCCGUGAGGGACCGGCUGCUCAAAGCCAGGGCCAUGAAGAUCCGCGAGGAACGCAGCGGCAUGACCACAGAUGACGAUGCCGUCAGCGAGAUGAAGAUGGGCCGCUACUGGAGCAAGGAGGAGCGCAAGCAGCAUUUGAUCCGGGCCCGCGAGCAGCGGAAGCGCCGCGAGUUCAUGAUGCAGAGCCGGCUAGAGUGCUUGAGGGAACGGGAAGGCAGCGAAGCCCGCGGCGUGUCUGGCGAAGUCAACAUCUUGGCCCUGAGUCACCGCAAAACCAUGAAGAAACGGAGUCGGCGGAUUCUGGACAACUGGAUCACCAUUCAGGAGAUGCUGGCGCAUGGCACCCGCUCAGCAGACGGACGCAGGGUUUACAACCCGCUGUUGUCCGUCACCACGGUUUGAGGGCACCGAGAGGAACCGGGAGAGCUGCCAUGUCCCCUCCAGGUGUGCUGGGGCCCAUCCCCAGCUCCGUUACCCGGCAGAUUGCUCUCUGAACACACCAGGGAAACUUUUUAUGAUUGCUGUCGGAUUUCCAUGGGGCUCAGACAGGCCCUAUUCUCUGAACCAAAUUUAGAGUGGGAUAGUAAGCCCAGCAUCCCUUCCUGCCUUAAGAACCCGGGGGCAAGAGAGGCCCCUCCCCAAGUCUGCAGCCACCAGGAACUUGCUGCGGAGAGGAGGUCUAUUCUUCCUGAUGUGCGCACAAUCCGUAGUGAAGGCGAGGUGCAGGGCGGCUCAGUCACCCACCCUUUGUGGCAUAUGGAAAGCUCGUUCCAGCUUCGCUCCUGCUCAUCGCUCUCUGAAGCACAAGGAAAUCAGCUGUGGUCUAUAUACAGCGUGCAGAGCACAAGGGAAGUGAGGGGCUCAUCUCUUCUCCUCCUCCCCCCACCCGCCCCCGCUACAGGUUGAAAGGACCAGUGAAGAGCCCCCCCUCCCCCCAGCUGGGUUGUUGCGACAUCUCCCCCUCUCUCUCUCCUUUCUCUUUUUCUCUCUCCUCUUUUGUGGUUGUGGCUCUCGAUUUCUCUUUUGUUUCUCUAUUUAUACCUGGAGGCUUGGGCCCUGGCGGCUCACCUCACCAGCGACCAGCAGUGUCCCCUUCCUGCCUUUUGUACCAUCUGAUUGCGUCUCUUGCCCUAGAAAGGGGCACUCGCUUAGCAUAGGAGGCUGUGGAGCUGAUCGCUUGUGGUACAACACCUUGCUUCCAAGGCUGAACUUGCAUUGUUACAAUAAAAACCAAUGUGUUCUUUUUA